GACGCGGCGAUGUCGUCACGCUCGGGGCGGGGCCGCUUCCGCUUCCGCCGUCACCACCGCCCGCCCGGGCCCGCCGGCUCAUGCGCCGUCUCCGCCCGGCGCUGCUCAGGGCCGCUCGCGCCGCUCUGCCGCUGCCGCUGCCGCCCCUUCUCGCGGCCCGGCCCCCGCACGCGCCCCGCAGGCCUCUCAGCGCGCCCGGCCGCGCCCCGACCCGGGUCCCCGCCGCCGCCGCGCCUCGGAACAGCAUGGACGGCGCCGGCGUGGAGGAGCUGCUGGCGCCCCUCCGCCUCGCAGUGCGCCAGCAGGGAGACCUGGUGCGGAAGCUGAAGGAAGACCGAGCACCCCAGGCGGAUGUGGAUAAGGCGGUAGCUGAGCUCAGAGCCCGGAAGAGGACCCUGGAGACCACGGAGCUGUCGUUACAGCCCAAAGAUGACAUCGUGGACAGAGCAAAAAUGGAAGAUACCCUGAAGAGGAGAUUUUUCUACGACCAGGCUUUUGCUAUUUAUGGAGGUGUCAGUGGCCUCUACGACUUUGGGCCCGUCGGCUGUGCUCUGAAGAACAACAUCAUCCAGCUGUGGAGGCAGCACUUCAUCCAAGAAGAGCAGAUGCUGGAGAUCGACUGCACCGUGCUCACCCCUGCGCCGGUCUUAAAGACCUCUGGCCACGUGGACAAGUUUGCCGACUUCAUGGUGAAAGAUGCCAAGAGCGGGGAGUGCUUCCGUGCCGACCACCUGCUGAAGGCUCAUUUGCAGAAGCUCAUGUCUGAUAAGAAGUGUUCAGCUGAGAAGAAAUCUGAGAUGGAGGCUGUCUUGGCCCAGCUCGAUAACUACGGACAGCAAGAGCUGGGGGAUCUUUUUGUGAACUAUAACGUGAAGUCUCCCACUACUGGAAAUGAUCUCUCCCCUCCGGUCCCUUUUAAUCUGAUGUUCAAGACCUUCAUUGGGCCGGGAGCAAACAUGCCUGGGUACUUGAGACCCGAAACUGCACAGGGGAUCUUCCUGAAUUUUAAGCGGCUUUUGGAAUUCAACCAGGGGAAGUUGCCUUUUGCUGCUGCUCAGAUUGGAAAUUCUUUUAGGAAUGAGAUAUCGCCUAGGUCUGGACUCAUCAGAGUCAGAGAAUUCACAAUGGCAGAAAUUGAACACUUUGUAGAUCCCAGUGAGAAAGAGCACCCCAAGUUCCAGAACGUGGCGGACCUGCACCUUUGUCUGUACUCAGCGAAAGCCCAGGUCAGCGGGCAGUCUGCUCGGAAAAUGCGCCUCGGAGAUGCAGUCGAGCAGGGUGUGAUCAACAACUCAGUAUUAGGUUACUUCAUCGGCCGCAUCUACCUCUACCUCACGAAGGUCGGAGUAUCUCCAGACAAACUCCGCUUCAGACAACACAUGGACAACGAGAUGGCCCAUUAUGCGUGUGACUGUUGGGAUGCCGAGUCCAAGACCUCCUACGGUUGGAUUGAGAUUGUCGGCUGUGCUGAUCGUUCCUGCUACGACCUUUCUUGUCAUGCGAGAGCCACCAAAGUCCCACUUGCAGCUGAGAAGCUUCUGAAAGAACCCAUAUCUGUCGGCGUUGUUCAGUUUGAUCCCAACAAGGGUGCCAUCGGGAAGGCGUACAAGAAGGACGCCAGGCUGCUGAUGGAGUACCUUGCCGCGUGCGAGGAGCACUACGUUACCGAGAUGGAGGAGCUGCUCCGCGAGAAAGGAGAAUUCACUGUUGAGACUGAGGGGAAGACAUUUCAGUUGACGAAAGACAUGGUCAAUGUGAAGAGAUUCUCCAAGACUUUGCACGUGGAAGAAGUUGUUCCCAACGUGAUUGAACCCUCCUUUGGCCUGGGCAGAAUCUUGUAUACGGUGUUGGAACACACAUUCCAAGUCCGAGAGGGAGAUGAACAGCGGACGUUCUUCAGCUUCCCCGCUACGGUAGCCCCGUUCAAAUGCUCCGUCCUGCCGCUGAGCCAGAACCAGGAGUUCGUGCCGUUCGUCAAGGAGCUAUCUGCAGCCCUGACCAGGAACGGCGUCUCUCACAAGGUGGACGACUCCUCCGGGUCCAUCGGAAGGCGCUACGCCAGGACGGAUGAGAUCGGCGUGGCUUUCGGCAUCACCAUCGACUUCGACACGGUGAACAAGACCCCUCACACUGCCACCCUGCGGGACCGAGACUCCAUGCGGCAGAUCCGAGCAGAGAUCUCUGAGCUGCCUUCUGUGGUCCGGGACCUGGCCAGCGGCAACCUCUCAUGGGCUGAUGUGGAGGCCAGGUACCCCGUCUUUGAAGGCCAAGAGACUGGCAAAAAAGGCACCAUCGAGGAGUGAAGGCCACGCGGGCUGAUGAGAGCUCCCGCCAUGUCCGCUUGACAAGCAGACAGCAUGGCCGCUGCUCGGGGCCUGCCUGCCGAGCUCACCCUCAAUUAAAGCCGCAGGGUUGGGAACAGA
Molecule: messenger RNA, 2423 nt
Organism: Erinaceus europaeus (western European hedgehog)
Lineage: Eukaryota; Metazoa; Chordata; Mammalia; Eulipotyphla; Erinaceidae
Gene: GARS1
Product: glycyl-tRNA synthetase 1
Exons: 17
Coding region: 81-2303 (740 amino acids)
Biological process (GO): mitochondrial glycyl-tRNA aminoacylation
Cellular component (GO): mitochondrion; cytoplasm
Molecular function (GO): ATP binding; glycine-tRNA ligase activity
Source: RefSeq, a predicted model, not a curated record